UGAACACCCCCACUCUGCCGAUGGGAAAAACUUGAUGUUGAGUUGGCAGAUUGGCUUUAACGAGAUUAAGCUCCACAAACGGAUUGCUUUUAUAGUUAAAUGAAGUUGGAAGAAUUUACUAUUUAAGUGCGGAGAUUUUUUAUCAAAAGCAACCGGUUAGCGUUUUAUGGACUCGCUACGGACCACUGAAGCCGUUAAGAAUCCUAUCUCUUACUAUCGGCACUUAUUUGUAAGCGAAAUUUAUCAUGACACUAAGAAAAGUGAAUGUGGUCAUCCUGCUGCUGGUUGGUGUGGCCUUCCUGAUCAUAGUUCAACGGAACCUCCUCAAACUCAGUGACCUUUUGCACAAAGAAAGUCCAGAUUCUGGGGUGAUUCUUCCGUUUGAGGGCGAGCUGUCGCCCGACCCAGAGCCCAGGCGGAAAGGAGAGGAGAUCCCCGUUCUGUUAACCGCUGCUGAGGACAGACUUGGAGCUGUGGUUGCUGCCAUCAACAGUGUCUACCACAACACCAAGGCCAAUGUUGUCUUCACUGUUGUGGCCCUCAAUGGCACAGUUGACCAUUUAAAAGAGUGGCUGAGUAAGACGAAGCUGAAAAAGGUCAAAAUUAAGAUCCUUGUUUUUGAGCCUACACUCUUCAGUAGUACGAUUUCAAAAGACCUUCAGACUCUGGGGACUUUAAACCUGUUGACCUUUGCCAGGUUUUACCUGCCUGUGUACAUACCUGAGGCAGAGAAAGCCAUCUAUCUGGAUGAUGAUAUUAUUGUGCAAGGAGACAUUAAAGAACUUUAUGACGCCAACUUGAAACCCGGACAUGCAGCUUCCUUUUCUGAUGACUGUGACUCUGGAUCUGCUAAAGGGAUCAUUCGAGGGGCGGGAAACCAGAACAACUAUAUAGGUUUUUUGGACUUUAAAAAGGAUUCCAUAAAAAAGCUGGGGAUGAAGGCCAACACGUGCUCCUUCAACCCAGGAGUCAUCAUCGCUAACCUGACGGAGUGGAAGAACCAAAACAUCAGCCAGCAGCUGGAGCACUGGAUGGAGCUAAACACUCGAGAGGAGUUAUACAGUAAAACUCUUGCUGGAAGCAUCACCACCCCUCCGCUGCUUCUAGUUUUUUACAAACGCCACUCCUCCAUCGAUCCUUUGUGGCAUGUGCGACACUUGGGGACUACAGGAGCGGGAAACCGGUACUCCCCUCAGUUUGUGCGAGCUGCCAAACUGCUGCACUGGAAUGGACAUUAUAAGCCUUGGGGAAGGUUGUCUUCUUUUACGGACGUGUGGGACAAGUGGUUCAUUCCAGACCCCACAGGGAAGUUCCAACCAGUGCGAAGACACACAGACUGAAAGGAGGACGUCCGUCUCAGUCCGGUCCCAAAAGGAGUCCAGCAUGACUGCUUGCAUCUCAGGGACAAAGACCGCUCUGCAAGGCUUUUUAACCAAAAUGAGCGUUUCUCUUAACCUCGCCUUACAUUCCUGAGAAACAUUUCUGCUUCAGUCCUCAGUGCUGCUUUAUACUAAAGUUCAGCUUUGAUUUUCUCCACAGACUGCCUAAAGAAACACCAAGAGCCUUUAAAUGAUGGGCAGAGUAGAGGGUUGUACUAAACGAAACCAUCAUCAGGGAUGCAACAGUAGCUUUAGUUCAUCUGUCCUCUUAUAGUUGCUUACAUCAGUCGGCUAAUUUGCUCCAUAACUUCAAGUACCUGUACGGGUUUUAGAGUACACGCAACCCACUAACCAAACUUCAACAGCAACCGUUUGCACAAGAUGUCACACUAAGGAUUUUGUACAUUUUGAGAAAAUCAGCGACCUGUGUAUAAAUGUCUUUUGUACAAUAAAUGUUUUGCAAACGAA
Messenger RNA from Oryzias latipes (Japanese medaka), 1847 nucleotides. RefSeq names its product glycosyltransferase 8 domain containing 1 (gene glt8d1). The record is from RefSeq and is a predicted model, not a curated record. Gene Ontology annotation, cellular component: Golgi apparatus. NCBI's taxonomy places the organism in Eukaryota, Metazoa, Chordata, Actinopteri, Beloniformes, Adrianichthyidae. Gene Ontology annotation, molecular function: glycosyltransferase activity.